Durusdinium trenchii is the source of this 1114-nucleotide messenger RNA. NCBI's taxonomy places the organism in Eukaryota, Dinophyceae, Suessiales, Symbiodiniaceae. The record is from the annotation of a GenBank genome assembly.
AUUUGAUUCCACCAGUCCUUUUGCACCUUUGGUCACCGAGCGCUUUGGGUGGAACUCUGAUCUGCACAGCAAUGUCGGAGGAGGGAGUUGACUCCCGGCCAUGCGCCUGCUCGCACGCGCUCGCGAGGUGGCCAGCAGAGUCCAAGUGGCGGUGCCCUCUAGGGCGCCUCAAUCAGAGCUUGAAGUGGCACUGAGACGUGUCACGCACAGCGAUUGUGCGGCCAUCCCUCCAGAGGAUUUGAAGCUGGCCAUAAAUCUGAUCGUGCAGAGUGAAGAUGCCUUGGCAAAAGCCUUGCGCCAUAUACAGGUGAACGUGGCUGCGCCUCCCAACGAAUGGAGGCGCGUGAAUGGUGCGCUGGCGCUCUUCGAAGCGCUGGCAGCACGAGGCAAUGGCCUGGUGGGCAGGUCCUGGUACGAAGUGAAGAUGGAAGCGCGUUUGAAGGAGCUUCAAAACUUCUGCCACGACGAGGACCCCCGGGUGGCCACGCUGAUCCAUCGGGCUGCCCAAGGGGCCAUCCGGGCAGCGGACGCCCUGCACUGGUCCGACGGGGUGCUGGACGACGAGGAUCCAGAGGUUCAUCGCGAAAGUGAGCUUCACUCCGCGCCGGAGUGUACCGGCCAAGGCAGCAACGUGAAGCCAUCCGUCAUCGGCAAGUGUGACGACGCGAAAUCUGGCUCGACCACGCCACACACGCCACGCACACCCACUACACCAACAGAUAUGCCAAAGGAGGCGACAUACGUUCGCUGCUGCUGCUGUUGUUGGCGUCGUGUGCAGGCAAAGGCUUGUCAUGAUCGAGCUUUUGGAUUUUUUUAAAUAAGUCUUUUUGUGCUUUGAGUUCUCGUGGGUCUUUGAGAGGCGGAAGCAUGGUGCAGGUCAUGUCCAGGUAAGAAAACCCAUAUGUUAUGUUCUGUAAAGGUUAAGUAGUAAAGAAGUCAAUGUAUGAUCAAAACGCCUUUCUUACUACCUUGUCUUUGCUGUUCUUUAGUUUAGCAUUGUCCUCUCACACGAGGGGAUUCUUUGGACUUCCAUCAGCUACCUAAGCUGAUGGCACUGUAAGACCAAUAGCUUAAGCAUGCUGUGAGAAUGUGAGGUGCUGUUGCAAUGUUUCAC